CAUUUCUUACAUAUUUUAUUGCAAUUGGCUUAACACUUUUUUUACAAUAAUUAAAACGAAACAUUAAUUAUAGAACAUAAUUAGCAAGAGACUCUCCAUUACUCCACUCCAUAAUCCUGCUCUUGAAAACUUUGAACAAUUUCUGGCUUUUUUUCGUUCUACACUGUCCAACUGAUUAACAAAUUAUGGAAGCAGUCGUCUCUACCAUUGCCGAAGGGAUCGUUGGGAGAUUGGGCUCUGAAGCUGUGCGAGAAAUUGCAUUGCUCUGAGUGUAAAUGAAGAGCUUGUAGGACUUGGAGAGACCAUUUCAACCAUCAAAGCUGUACUUGCUGACGCAGAGAAGAAGCAGAUCCAUAACGAUCAAGUCAGAACAUGGCUUAGUAGACUCGAAGAUGUUGUCUGUGAAGCUGAUGACUUGGUGGAUGGAGUUUCAACUGAAGCUUUGCGACGCCAAGUGAUGACCAGUAACACCCACAUAGCCAAGCAGGUAUGCACCUUCUUCUCGACCUCGAAUCGACUUGUGUUUCGACACAAGAUGAGUCACGAAAUAGAGUCUCUUAAGAAGAAACUGGUUGUGAUUAGAGAUGAUAGACGAUUCCAUUUGGAGGAACACCACGGAGACGCUCACGCAGUGUAUAAUAGAGCGGUGAGAGAUACUCACUCGUUUGUCUCUAAAGGAGAAGUGGUUAUCGGGAGGGAAGGUGAUAUAAUGAAAAUCCUUCAACUUUUGUUGGAUACGAAAUCUGACCAUAAGAGUGUAUCAGUUGUUAAUAUAGUGGGUCAUGGUGGACUAGGAAAAACCACACUUGCUCUACUUGUGUUCAAUGAUGAAAAAGUUGAAAAACAUUUUGACCUCAAAAUCUGGGUGUGUGUUUGUGAUGCAAAUUUUGAUGUGAGAUUGCUUGUUGAGAAAAUUAUUAAAUCUAUAUCUAAUAAUGAGAAGGUUGAAAAUUGUGAGAUGGAGUUAUUGCAAAAGUCUCUUCGAGAAAAAAUAAGUGGAAAGCGAUAUCUCCUUGUUCUUGAUGAUUUGUGGAAUGAGAAUCGUGAAUUAUGGUUGAAGUUGAAAGAUUUAUUGUUAAAUGGCAUAGAUGGGAGCAGAAUAAUUGUAACUACUCGCAGUAUGGUGGUUGCAAGGAUUACAAAGACCACAUUAGAACCAUAUCUCUUAGGAAAGCUUGAUGAUGAUGAGUCUUGGUCUUUGUUUAAGAAAAUGGCAUUUACGGAAGGACAAGAACCAAACAACUCCAGCAUCAUCCAAAUUGGAAAGGAGAUUGUCAAAAAAUGCAAAGGAAUUCCUCUUGCCAGAAGAACCAUUGGAAGGAUGCCGUACUCUAAAGAUCGAGAAACCGAGUGGUUGUCCUUCCACAAAACUGAAUUUUCGAAGAUAUCUCAAGAUGAUAGUGAUAUUUUACCCACAUUAAAGUUUAGCUAUGAUUGUCUCACCUCCAAUUUGAAACAAUGUUUUGCCUAUUGUAACUUGUUUCCUAAAGAUCAUUCUAUUGAGGUAGAAAACCUUAUAAAUCUUUGGAUGGCUCAAGGAUUUAUUAAGUUAUCUGAUGCAACUCAAUCUCUAGAUGAUAUUGGCCGUGAAUAUUUUAUGAAGUUAUAUUGGAGAUCAUUUUUUCAAGAAGUGGAAGAAGAUGAGUUUGGUAAUAUAAUUUAUUGUAAAAUGCACGAUCUCAUGCAUGAUCUUGCACUACAAGUAAGUGGAGUAAAGUGAGCUAUGUUACCAUCAAAUGUAAAAGAUAUUUACAGAAGAACUAGUCAUUUGUCAUUCAAUUUUUCCUUAGAAUCAUCACAACAGAUUCUAAUUUCUCUGUCUCAAACAGCAGAUAGGAUUCGAACAAUUCUUUUGCCUGGCCAACAAUUGGUAGAUAUUGUACGAAGAGAAGGUUUGGAAUUAAUUGUUUCGAAUUUCAAGUUCUUACGUACUUUGGAUCUUCAUUGCUCAGGGAUAAAUACAUUGCCAAAUUCCAUAGGAAAAUUGACGCAUCUAAGGUAUCUCGGUCUCUCUGAUACAAAAAUCAAGGCAUUGCCUAAUUCUAUUACCCAGUUACAGAACUUGCAGACUCUGAAGCUCUCUGGGUUGUAUGAAUUCAAAGAAUUUCCAAGAGAUAUGAAAAAAUUAGUAAGCCUCAGGCACCUUAAGUUUGUGGGAGUGAGCGCUUUGACUCAUAUGCCAAGCGGGCUGGGACAGUUGACUAAUCUUCAAACAUUAUCAUAUUUUGUGUUGAGUAAAGGCCCUAGAGGGACAAGCUUGAGGCAUGGUUGUGGUGAUCAGGUUGCUGAGCUAAAGGAAUUAAUGCCGUUAAAUAGCUUGAGAAAUCUCUGCAUUUUAAACUUGAGACACAGAAUAACAGAUGGUACGGCAGCAAAUUUGAAGGAAAAACAGUAUCUUCAAUCCUUGAUGUUAUCUUGGUUUUCUUCAGAUGAUAGAAAAUAUCUCGAAGCCGCCAUGGAAAGUACUAGCAGUGACGAGUAUGAAAUGACAUUGGAGAGCUUCGAGCCACUCCCAAAUCUAAAAAGCUUGAGUUUAGAUGGUUAUGGGGGUGUGAGGUUGUCAAGUUGGGUUCCCUCUCUUAAACAGCUUGUAAGCUUUUCUUUAUCAAACUGUAUCAAAUGCCAAACUCUGCCACCAUUGGAUAAGUUCCCUUCUCUCAAGAAACUUAAUUUGCAUAAGAUGCCUCUUAUAGAAUAUAUUUCAGGUGACUUCUUCACUCCAUCAAAAGCAACAUCAUUGAUGCCAUCCUUGGAAACUCUAUUGCUUCGUGAUUUGCCAAAUCUUAAAGGAUAUUGGAGGGAUACUGUGACAGAUGGCACAUCUGAAAAUACAACAAUGCCAUCAUCAUCCAUGAUAAUUUACUUUCCUUGUCUUUCUAUUUCAAGAAUCGAGGGUUGCCCCCAACUGAAGUUCUUGCCCUUCUUCCCAGCUAUAUCGAAGGCUUAACAUUGGAAAGUUCAAUUUGGAUGCCAUUCCGUCGAACAAUGAUGAGCAUUACAACAGAAGAAACAUCAGCAUCAUCAUCAUUGACUUCUCCUUCUACACAACUUAUCACUUCCUCUUUCUCUCAUUUGGUGUCCACUUUGAAAGAUCUGAGGCUACGUAAUAUUGAAGAUGAUCUACAAUCUCUGCCCAAUUGGUUCAAAAGCCUUACUUCCCUGAGGAACCUGAGGAUUGAUGGGUGCUCUAAGUUAAAGCACCUGUCCCCCACUAUUCAACAUCUAGUCUCACUUCGAAGUUUGCAUAUUAGUAACUGUUAUGAUCUUGACAUUUCCAAUGCUGAAGUGAAUCCAUGGAAAGCCUGUAAAAGCCUUGUGUCUCUCUCAUUCACUUAUCUUCCAAAACUAGAGACUCUUCCUGAAGGGCUUCAAUACUUUACCACCUUGCAGAAACUUGAAUUUAAUUUCUGUGACAAUUUGAAGGUAAUUCCAGAGUGGUUUAGCAACCUCACGUCACUUACAGAGUUUAAACUAAUCUACUGCCGCAAUUUGACAUCAUUGCCUGAAGGAAUACGCAGUAUAACCUCUUUACAAACAUUCUAUAUUUGGGGAUGUCCCAUGUUAUUGCGGAGAUGCGAAAGGGAAAAAGGAGAGGAUUGGCCUAAAAUUGCUCACAUCCCUUUGUUGCACUUGGAACCCCGUGAUGCCUCGGAAUCCUCUUCUUCAGGGUCCAAGUGGAAAAUCUUUAACAAUUUUCGAGUACCCCAACAGUGCAACAAAUAAUUAAAUGUGUCACAAGGCAGUACCACUUGAAGCUUGGCUGAAAGUAGAGCUGAAAAAAGUCCUUUUUAGUAUGGCUGUUUUGGCUGAAAGAGAGAAGUUUAUUACUAGCUGAUCAAAACCGAAACUAAAAGCUUUGGUACCGGAAGGAACUGUGCCAUGUCACUGAAAAUCCGCUAUGGACAAAAGGAUGUGGAGGGGCUAGCAGAGAACGCAUUACACGGAGCGUCGUUACACCAGUUACUGUGCGACGGUAACUUGGUUUUAAAAGCUAAAUACUGAAAACGAUGUCGUUCUUUUUUGCUAGUGCUGUUACAAGCUUUGAAGCUAGCAUUGUUAGACGGUUUAGUUAUUUGUUUGCUUGUAGAUAUAUUAAACGCCGCAUUUUAAUUUUUUUAGUUUCUAUAAAAGGAGGAGCUUCUUCAUCUU
Ziziphus jujuba (common jujube) is the source of this 4149-nucleotide messenger RNA. RefSeq names its product disease resistance protein RGA2-like. NCBI's taxonomy places the organism in Eukaryota, Viridiplantae, Streptophyta, Magnoliopsida, Rosales, Rhamnaceae. The record is from RefSeq and is a predicted model, not a curated record. Gene Ontology annotation, molecular function: ADP binding. Bases 458 to 1720 code for a protein of 420 amino acids. The transcript is spliced from 4 exons. Gene Ontology annotation, biological process: defense response to other organism.